UCUUUCGCCCCGCCACCCCCCUCCCUGCUUCCGAGUGGUCUCGCCUGGGUUGGUGGGGAGAAGCCACGUGGGCUCGGCGGCGUGCGCGGGAGCGGUGCGAGGGGCAGCAGGAUGUUGUACUGACGUGGAAGAUGGCGUUGUGGGCUCGCCAGGUCUCCCGGUGGUGGUGGUGCUCAAUGAAAAGAGCCCAUGCUACUGAAUUUCCUCAGAAACUGAGGAGUUGCAGCAACACGACAUGGAGAUGUCAUGCAUUUUACCAUCUGGCUUUGCUGCCUUCUGAAAAUGACUUUUCCUUGUGGAAACUGCAGACCUACAGACUUUUAUCUACAGGGAGUUGUUCUCAGCCCUCCAGCUCCGACGAUGGAUCUCUUGCAUCUCCUGAAAGUAAUUUACCUUCAGAGGUAAACCAGAAACAAGAAAAAGCAGAAAUGUUACCUGAUGUGAAUGCAGCAAUACCGUAUGAAGACUGGGAUGACAUCCCACCUUCAUCUGCUUUGGAGGAGAUAUCUGAGGAAGAAGCCAUGCAGAUCAUUGCAGAACCACUUCUUCCCCUUCAGUCUUCCACGCUCCGAGAUUAUGUUGACCACUCAGAAACCCUGGCAAAACUGGUACAUUUAGGAGUUGAUUUAUCCCAGGUGGAGAAGCGUCAAAAGGCAGGCCAACUCUUACUGACUUUGGACUUUGAAAAAGAUGUAAGAAAAAUACUUCUGUUUCUUAAGGAUGUGGGUGUAGAAGACAAUCAGCUGGGAUCAUUUCUGACCAAAAAUCCAUACAUCCUUGGUGAAGAUUUAGAAGCUCUAGAAACCCGAGUGGCUUACCUAAAAUCAAAAAAAUUUGAUAAGAGAGAAAUUGCUCAGAUGGUCUCAAGAGCUCCAUAUUUACUGUUGUUUUCAGUGGAAAGACUGGAUAACAGACUGGGUUUCUUCAAAAAUGAACUUGGCCUCAGUGUAAGAAAGACAAAGGAUCUGGUAAUUCGUUUUCCAAGGCUACUGACUGGCAAAUUAGAGCCUGUAAAAGAAAACAUUCAGAUAUGUCAGAUUGAACUUGGUUUUCAACGUAGUGAAAUUCAACACAUUAUGUUUAAAACCCCCAAGACUUUAACUGCAAGCAAAAAGAGGCUCAGACAGACAUUUGACUACCUGCACAAUGUCAUGGGCAUUCCCCAUGACAUGCUUACUCGAUUUCCUCAGGUUUUCAACUCAAAACUAUUACGAAUCAGAGAGAGACAUUUGUUUCUUAAGUUCUUGGGAAGAGCCCAGUAUGACCCAGCGCAACCCAGCUACAUCUCUCUGGACCAGCUAGUAUCCUUACCCGAUGAAGUGUUCUGUACAGAGAUUGCUAAAGCCUCAAUACAGGACUUUGAAAAAUUCUUAAAAACACUUUAAUUAGUAACACAUGUAAAAAGGAAUAGAUUAAGUUAUGAAAUAAACAUUUUUUCUAAAUCUACUCCCUUCUGUCAUCUCUUAGCUUCUUAAUUACUGUUUUAAGAAGUUUAUUCUUAGCUUUUAUGCACCACAAAUGUUUCAUAAGCAACAGUGUUCCUUAUGGUGACUUUAAAAGUGUAUUUCACAAGGAUUAAGCAAGUACAUGUUGAUUUCUAUGGAUAUAAUCCUUGUAGUUAAUUGCUAUUAUUUAAUUCAGAGUGAAUGAUGCACUGACAGAAAAGUAAAUUAAGGCAGAUUCUUCUACUUUUUUUUUUUCCUUUCAACAAUUUCAGAGCUUUAGGAAAAAAUGACUGAUGACUGACUGCUCUGCCUCCUCCUCCUCCUUCCUCCCCUCACCCUGCCUCCCUCAGAGGAACCAGCGAGUGCAACAGCAAAGUAGUAGCAUGAUUACAUGUUCUAAUCUCAGCAGCUAAUAAUGUAAUUCUUUUCCUUGUAGAGAGAAGUACACCAUUACAUACAUGAAGCCCCUCAUACAAAUUGGUGUUCAACAGCUUAUAACAAGGAUGCUUCUUUGUGCAGCUGGUUGCUGAAGUUAACAGCCAAAAGGCUGUACAAUGAAACUUGGUUUGAAACAUAAAGGAAAAUCAGCCAACUGAAUCCAGGCAAAAAUAAAUAAAUAAAAAACUCCCUCUAGAUUUCAGGGACUUGUCUAGUUUUACUUUUAUAACUCACUUUCCUCUCUGCCUCUUGGAGGGGAAGAAAAAAAGAGUAGUUUUGCUCCAUUCCUGAUAUGAUUUGUAUGGCUUCUGUAUACAAGUAACCAUAAAAAAAAAGUAGCAGUGUAUAUGUAGUUGACAUAGUUAUCUUGCUCAGUUCUAACAGAAGUAGAUGGUAACAUUAGGAAUUGUUAGAGUACUGAAAGUGGUUAAUGCUAUUAGUAAAUUAAUUUUAUUAAUACACUGAGGGGUAUUUUGUAAUUCUGUAUUUGGGCAACAUGAAAAAAAUGACUAAAUCCGAAUGCAAACUGCCUAAUAGUUCAUUGUUUAGAAGUUUCCAUUCUUUCAGUUAAAAUAGUUUAAGAAACUUAAAUCCAGAUGCUUUCUUUUGAAUUUAAGCUUAUGUAAUGCAAAUGUCUCUCUUAACAUUUUAAAAAAAUGUUCUUGAUGGAGAAGCACAACAAAUUCCAUCUAAAGUGGUGGUCUGAAAUUUGAUGGGUAAACACUUCCCACUGCCUUGCCUUCAUUUGCUUAGAUUUUUGACCUUAUUAAAGCAAAAGACAGGUUAAGGCUAAUAAGCUGUAAUUUUCAAAUGAUCUAAUAAACUUAUUUUUAUAGCA
Messenger RNA from Rhea pennata, 2721 nucleotides. RefSeq names its product mitochondrial transcription termination factor 3 (gene MTERF3). The transcript has 8 exons. The record is from RefSeq and is a predicted model, not a curated record. The coding region runs from base 132 to 1385 and encodes 417 amino acids. NCBI's taxonomy places the organism in Eukaryota, Metazoa, Chordata, Aves, Rheiformes, Rheidae. Gene Ontology annotation, molecular function: double-stranded DNA binding. Gene Ontology annotation, biological process: mitochondrial transcription; mitochondrial ribosome assembly; regulation of DNA-templated transcription. Gene Ontology annotation, cellular component: mitochondrion.